AUGCCGCCUAUCCCGGUCGCCGCCCCAUCUGCCACGGCGGGCUCGGCGACGCUGCCGGCGCAGAGCCUGCCACCUGUGCCCCGCAUCGCGCUCGACGCCGCCACCCUCGGCCGCAUCUCGCCGCCGGUCAAGCGCAUCAACAGCGACAGCGACACGCUCCUCUGGAUCUCGUCCGAGGCGCGUGGCAUCUACUCGCUCUUUGUACAGAGGAUCGCAGAGGCGUGCGUCGGCAAGCCCACCCGGCCGCUGCCGCCCCGUCCGGCUUCGGCAGCGCAUUCGAUCGACGCGCAGGAGCCGAUGGAGCGACUCCUUCAAUUCGUCCGCCACAUCGACGCGUGGACAGAUGAGAUCGAGCCGCAGUCGAAGCCGCAGAGGUUCGGCAACCUCGCCUUCCGCGACUGGGGAGCGAGGCUCGAGGAGAGGGCCGACGAGCUGCACCGGCAGCUGCUGCCUCUCCAUCUCCACGCCUUUAUCCCAGAGUUGUCGCCCUACCUCGUCGAAUCCUUUGGCUCGUUUGUCCGCAUCGACUAUGGCUCGGGCCACGAGUUCUGCUUCGCAGCAUGGCUUUGCUUCCUCUACCGCCUUGGCUUCUUCGAGGCGGGCAAAGACGACGGCGACGACGGCGGCAGCUCGUCGCACCAGAUGUGGCCUCCGACGCAGAUCGAGGAGAGGCUCGGCCUCGAAGCCUUUCCCCUCUACCUAGACACCGUAUGGCGGCUGCAGGACCGCUACGGCCUCGAGCCGGCGGGCAGCCACGGCGUAUGGGGCCUGGACGACUACCAAUUCCUGCCGUACGUCCUGGGAGCGGCCCAGCUGCGAUCGCAGUCGACGCUGCGACCGAGCCAGAUCGUGGUGGCAUCGGCCCACCCGCAGCUUCUCGGCUCGCUUCCGGACAAGACGCCAUCGACCCUCAUCUCGCACCCUCCGACCAUCCCCUCGGCCCUCCUCGCUCCGGCCUCCUCGUCUGCCUCGUCGGCCAGUGACGAGACGCCGCUGCCCAACCUGUACCUCACAUCGCUGCUGCGCAUCCAGGUGCUGAAGCGCGGCCCGUUCCACGAGCACUCGCCGCUGCUGCACGACAUCUCGACGAGCGUGCCCAACUUUAUCAAGACGUACACGGGCAUGGUCAAGAUGUACGAGGCCGAGUGCCUCGACAAGAGGGUCGUGGUGCAGCACUUCAAGUUCGGCGGCGUCGGCUUCGUGUGGGACCCGUCGGGCGCCAGGUCGGGUCACUCGAGCUCCAUCGCAUCGUUUGAAGCCUCGGCAGCUUCCGGCUCGGCCCAUCCGACUGCAGCGGCGUCGUUGGGCAUGGAUGCCGCCGUCGCUCAUGCCCGCUUCGGCGACGCGAGCGCCGUUUGCGCGUCCGCCUGCCUCUACGGGCGUCCCUCCGAGCACCUCGAUGCCAUCGGGCCGGACGACGGUGCCGACGGCGACGAUGCCCCCUCCGCCUCAGCCGGGAGCGCGUCCCGGACAAUCGAAGACGACGGGAUCCGGAAGGGAGGGUCACGCCGCCGCAGCUCCGACACCGACGCCGAGGCCGACGCCUUCUUCGAUGCAGCCGACGCGGACGAGCGCUGUGGGAUCAGCUGCGCAGCCAACGCCGGCACCCACGGCGAGACCCGUCACAGGCGGCGCGACGCCGGCUUCUGCCACCAGCGCGUCGCAGCCCGGUCCAACUCCUACGUCGACACAGAGGCCAACAUGAUGCCACCUCGCCAGCAGCCGCAACGAAAUGCAAACGAUGACCUGCCAUCGGUGGUGUGA
Pseudozyma flocculosa PF-1 is the source of this 1764-nucleotide messenger RNA. RefSeq lists its product as uncharacterized. Gene Ontology annotation, molecular function: peptidyl-prolyl cis-trans isomerase activity; protein tyrosine phosphatase activator activity. Bases 1 to 1764 code for a protein of 587 amino acids. NCBI's taxonomy places the organism in Eukaryota, Fungi, Basidiomycota, Ustilaginomycetes, Ustilaginales, Ustilaginaceae. Gene Ontology annotation, cellular component: nucleus; cytoplasm; protein phosphatase type 2A complex. Gene Ontology annotation, biological process: mitotic spindle organization. The transcript is spliced from 2 exons. The record is from RefSeq and is a predicted model, not a curated record.